Naegleria gruberi is the source of this 801-nucleotide messenger RNA. RefSeq lists its product as uncharacterized. Lineage: Eukaryota; Heterolobosea; Eutetramitea; Acrasida; Naegleriidae. Bases 1 to 801 code for a protein of 266 amino acids. The record is from RefSeq and is a predicted model, not a curated record. The transcript has a single exon.
AUGAGAGUUGUUGUGGAGUCUUCCAGAAAGGAUCGUGUUGGAUUCGUCAUCACAAUUGUAAUGCUCUGUGCAAUUGUUUUAUUAUUUGCAACUGGGAGUGUUCACUCAGCAAAGACAUUAAAAACCUCCAAAACAACAAAAACCUCAACAACAACAGCUAUUAAGGAAGGUAUUCCAAACAUUUCUAUUGAUAACUUUGGAGAUAUACAAUUCAUGAAUGUGGAACACUCUCUCACAGAAGAAGUGGCUAGUAAUCUUACCAAGACAGACCUCUCUAUUCAGGUUGGAGAGAUGGUUUCAAAACAAUUAUCCAAAAUCACCAAUGUAAGGGAAUCAUUCCUACAUGCUGAUCCAUUCGGAACUGUGUAUCAAAUUGAAGAUUUUUCCAAAACAACUCAAUCCUUAAUGACCAACAGUAACAACGACACUAAAUUACCACCAUUGAAAUUAGAAUUAACAUUUGAUAAGAAAAAUCCAAAUAGUGAUAAUGCAACCCGAUACUUGGAUAUUGUUACUCCAGUGACACAAAUAUUGAAUAAUGAAAACAAUCCAGUUGCCUACUGUGUUGGUAGGGCUGCAUCUAAUUUGUUAGCCAAUCAAAUAACUCUUCAAGUAUUGGCUGAUCUUUAUGGAAAAGUCUCCACUCAAUACUUGUCUUCUAAAUUUACAUUUGAGGUUUCAAAGAGUUCCUACGAGAAGGAAUUGAAUGUUUACAAUCCUAUUGUGAAGAGGUUCAACAAAGCCUUAGAGAAUAUGAAGAAUCUUAUCAAUACAAAGAAAGAACUUCUCUCCAAACAAUAA